Pygocentrus nattereri (red-bellied piranha) is the source of this 934-nucleotide messenger RNA. RefSeq names its product D-aminoacyl-tRNA deacylase 2. NCBI's taxonomy places the organism in Eukaryota, Metazoa, Chordata, Actinopteri, Characiformes, Serrasalmidae. Gene Ontology annotation, cellular component: cytoplasm. The transcript is spliced from 3 exons. Gene Ontology annotation, molecular function: D-tyrosyl-tRNA(Tyr) deacylase activity. The record is from RefSeq and is a predicted model, not a curated record. The coding region runs from base 141 to 656 and encodes 171 amino acids. Gene Ontology annotation, biological process: tRNA metabolic process.
AUCCCUGGAAGCCCACUGCUCUACAGGACGCUCUAUGGGAGAAAUCUAACUCACAGGAACAGGAAUAUUAUCCUGCUUUUCGCGUUCCGGUUUGCCUGCUCGCUGUCAGCUGUGGACGCUGAAGCGGUGUCUGCGUCGUGAUGGCGGUCAGCGGGUCUUCAGGGGGUUCAGUGAAGGCUCGGGUGCUCCUCCAGCAGUGUCUGCACGCCAGGCUGCAGGUCAGACCUCCUGAGGAGGACUGCGAGGCUCAGUGGCUCGAGAUGAACCGAGGAAUGGUUAUCUACGUCUGCUUCUUCAAAGGUGCGACUGAAGACAUCGUCCCUAAAAUGGUGAACACCCUGCUGAACAUGAAGCUGAGUGAGACAGAUUCUGGGACAUAUACUUCAGUCCUUGAUUUACCCGGCAGCGUUCUCGUUAUACCCCAAGCCACACUGGGAGGAAGACCGAAGGGUAAACGCAUGCAGUACCAUGGCAACAUUGACAAAGACGAUGGGCAGAAGCUGUACACCAGCUUUGUCGCUCACUGUGAGAAGGAACUAAGUUUGGCCACCAAGUGUAGUGAAGCUGGUACAGAGGUCAAACACGGAACAUACGGUAACAGACAAGUCCUGAAGUUGGAUACAAACGGACCCUAUACUCAUUUAAUGGAGUUUUAAGAGCUGUGAAAUGUCCCUACUUCUAGCUGAUGGACAAACAGUGAGAGGACAUUUAUCUCAGUAGAGCGUUUAACCUGGUUGAACAUGAAAAAUUUAUUUUUGCUAUAGUUGAUUAAUUCCUUUGUUGUUUCUUGUGACUUUUCAUUGUUUCUUGAAUGAAUGAUGCUGUAUAAGUGAUUACAGAAGUAUGUAUAUCAAUUACUAUUGUUCUCUUGAGAGCAGCCGCAAAGAUUCAGGAAUAAAGAAAUAAAUGAACUAAAUACACCUUUCACAAAUGG